AUGCUAACCUCUUCCAUCUCACCUGCUAUCAUCUUCUGCCGCAUCUGCUAUCGUCUUCCGCCUCACCUGCUAUCCUCUUCCGCCUCAUAUGCUAACCUCUUCCACCACACUUGCUAUCACCUUCUGAUGCACCUGCUAUCCUCUUCCGCCUCGACUGGUAUCCUCUUCCAAGUCACCUGCUAUCCUCUUCCAACUCACCUGCUAUCAUCUUCUGCCUCACCUGCUAUCAUCUUCCGCCUCCUGGUAUCCAUCUUCUGCCUUAACUGCUAUCCUCUUUUGGCUCGCCUGCUAUCCUCUUCCGCCUCAACUGGUAUCCUCUUCCGCCUCACCUGCUAUCCUCUUCCACCUCACCUGCUAUCCUCUUCUGCCUCACCUGAUAUUUUCUUCUUGCCACGUCUCUUAUCCUCUUCCGCCUUACCUACUAUCUCCUUCCGCUGCACCUGUUAUACUCUCCUAACUCACCUGCUAUACUCUUCUGCCUCACCUGAUAUCCUCUUCCGCCUCACCUCCUAUCCUCUUCCGCCUGACAUGCUAUCCUCUUCCGCCUCACCUGCUAUCCUCUUCCGCUUCAAUUCCUCUCCACUUCCGCCUCACUUUCUAUCAUCUUUCGCUAUACCUUUGAGGCGCGCCGCACCUAUUGGGAACCUUUGA
Molecule: messenger RNA, 651 nt
Organism: Acanthosepion pharaonis
Lineage: Eukaryota; Metazoa; Mollusca; Cephalopoda; Sepiida; Sepiidae
Source: the annotation of a GenBank genome assembly